AUGGCUACUUGGGCUUACCCGCCUCUACCCCCAGAGCGCCUAGAACAGGAAGUCGACUCCGCGUUGGCCAAAGAGCUAGAAUGGCUAUUACGUUCGCUGCAAGACUCCCUUACCUCGCUACGGGAGGGCCUCCAUGAAUGCGCGGCUCUAUUGGCACCCAAAGAGCCGGGAUCAACACUAGUCCUCUCUUCUCUACGCUCUGAAAAUGUGAAAGGCUUUGUGACUCGGGUUGGGACAAAGAUCGUGAAGGGCGACAUCCAACUCCGUCUUAGCUCCCUUGCCUCACGGGGCUCAGCCACUACCCGCUUGUGCCUGGCAAAUACCCCUACAACACCCGAGCUCAUUCUAAGUCAAUUAGUAUCGGUCAAAAACUUGGUCAAUCAAAGUCUCGACAUUGUCGAUGUAAGCACCUGGACCGGUGACCCGCUCAACGCGGGCUUCAUCUACAGCCAACUGCACCUCCUGCGCGAGACGAUCAGUGAAGCACGGCAGAUGCUGAAGGGCGAAAGCGAUAAGGUUAGAGGCAAGUGGUGGGAGACAAGUGCGCAAGAGGAGAUGUUUGACCCCCCGCUACCGGCAUACUUAUCAUUCCAUCUAUCCAUUGCGGACUCGGCUUUAGUCCUGUAUUUGAGGACGCUAGAAUCUAACACCCCUGUCCAUACGCCAACUGCAUUCGCGACUGACAUCUCUCUCACCGGGUUCAAUCUGCGGGACCGGUUGUUUGGAAGCCGCCAUCGUCCUCACGACGAGGCAGGCGAUGUCUUCACCUGGAAAGGAGAUGAAGUCAAGGUGAGGGAGAAGAUCCGCGUAGAGAGCCAGGACCCUAGCCUUAUGGCCGUGAUGGCCAAACUAACCGCUCUUGAGCACGAAGUGCUGAAGUGGAUAUCAGCUCUCAAGGUGCUCAUGGGCAACGAAGAUACGGACAGCGAGUCUCAGUAG
Molecule: messenger RNA, 939 nt
Organism: Aspergillus luchuensis
Lineage: Eukaryota; Fungi; Ascomycota; Eurotiomycetes; Eurotiales; Aspergillaceae
Exons: 4
Coding region: 1-939 (312 amino acids)
Cellular component (GO): RAVE complex
Source: RefSeq, a predicted model, not a curated record